AUGGCCGCCGAACAAUUUGACACAUCUUGGAUGUGGAAUCCUGCUUUCAUCGAAAAAGCCACGUCUACUGCCGGUCGCUUCGUUCAUUUCCGCAAGACAUUCUUUGUCAAUGCGGAGAUACCGACAUCGCUUCCGAUUCAGAUCACGGCCGAUACGCGAUAUAAGUUAUACGUCAACAAACAAUUGGUCGCAUUUGGACCUGUCAAGGGAGAUGCGAAUCUCUGGUUCUACGAUGAGGUCGACAUCAGCCCGUAUUUACGUGUGGGAGAGAAUCAUAUUGCGAUUCAUAUCCUUCGACUCUUCCACGGGACGUCGUAUGGCACUAGCUUUCCGCGUCUGGGAACAGGUGGUGUCAGGAUUGCGACUGCUGUCGACGAUGAGGUCUGGGCACCGCAGAUUCGAAGUAGUGAGCUUUGGCAAACGGCGAUAGAUCACAAUGUGACUCUUCGUAUUGACGAGGAAGAGGAUGACUUUCUUCAUGUAUACGAACUGGUCUCUGCAUCGCACGAUACUAAGUUGGAGUGGAUUCCAGCGAUACUGCUCCGUUUUCAGAACUCUACUGGUGUCACAGCGCCGUGGAAACUGUCGCCACGUCUCAUCCCGCCGAUGAGAAGCCGGAGGUCUUACUUCAGCGCUAUUCACAACGUUAAAAGCGGCUUAUCUCAUGGGACUUGGAGUGCAGGACUGCUGGGUAUCCAGUCUGGAGAGAGUAAUCUCUUUCUUCCCGCUCGCUCAAGCCAUCAAUUCGACCUCGAGACUCCCAUCCAUACAACUGCUUUUAUCCGCUUCCGCUUUGUCCGACCGGAAGUUGGAGGCGCCUGUCUUACGAUAACGUAUUCUGAAAGCUAUGAGGAUUCUCCAGUCCUGAUUCCAUAUCUCCGCUGCAAAGGAAACAGAUGCGAUACAAGCAAGUUUCUCAUCGGGCCAAAGGAUAUUUAUACUUUCCGGGGAAAAGACGGAAAUCCGCGUCUGGGUUACUACGAUGAUGAAGAGACGGAGGAGGUAUACAUGCCAUUUCACUGGCGCACCUUUCGCUUCAUGAGACUCAACAUCGAGACUGGAUCAUCUGAUCUGAUCAUGCGCGGCAUCGAUAUAGACGUUGUGAGUUACCCAUUGGACGUUCUAUCAAACAUAAGCACGACCUCAGAUGACGGGACUUUGGGAGCGCUGUACGACACGAGUAUCAGAACAUUACAAAACUGCAUGCAUGAUUGCUACGAAGAUUGCCCUUUUUAUGAACAGCUCCAAUACGCCAUGGACACACGCAGCUCUUGCCUCUUUACUUAUCACGUGUCUGGCGAUGAUCGUUUAGCCAGACAGGCAAUCAUACAGCUCCAUAGCUCGUUCCAGCCUCGCAUUGGACUUACAGCCAGUAGAGCGCCAUCGACUCAAUUGCAGAUCAUCCCCCACUUUUCCCUCUACUGGAUCUGCAUGCUGCAUGAUCACUUUCUCUACUAUGCAGACAAGACAUUUGUUAGGCCUCUUUUACCCGUUGUUGACGCUGUCCUGGGGUAUUUCCACGAACGCAUUGAUCACCGCCUUGAUCUUGUGAGUCUAAGGAAUGAGAAGGGUGUUUGGAACUUUCAUGACUGGGCUGAGCAGUGGAGGCCGUACGGUAUUCCGCCGUCAGCAGAGAAAUCUGGUGUUUCGACAUACACAAACAGUUUGUAUGCGUACACGCUCAAACUGGCGGCCAAGUUGCAGGGAGAGUGUGCAGGCCGACUUUCCCUUGCAGAAGAGUAUUCUCAUCGGGCUGGGCGAAUAGUCGAUGCGGUUAAGCGCCAGUGUUUUGAUGGGCAAUACUUCACCGACAGUAUUGCCGCCUGCUCAGACCCCGAGGCUGACCGUAGCCAGCACAACCAGGUCUGGGCAGUUCUCAGUGGUGCUGUACGUGGCGACAGCGCUCAGGCAUUACUUAAGUGCGCUCUGGGAAGUUCUCAAAGCGGUGCGCCACUUAUAAAGACAUCAAUCUCCAUGUCUUUCUACACAUUUCGAGCCAUCAGCACCGCAGGAGGAUCCUUGUAUGACGAACUGUUCCAUGUUCUAUGGCAGCCGUGGCGUCACCAAUUAUCCCUCGGUCUGACGACCUGGGAAGAAGACGACGUUUCACACCGUUCAGACUGCCACGCUUGGGGCAGCGCUCCCAUCUACGAAUUCUUGGCCGAGGUUGCGGGGAUACGGCCUGCAAAGGCAGGAUGGCAGGAGAUAGAGUUUGCACCGCGCCUCGGUCUUUAUACUUCUCUUGACGCGACCGUUCCGAUCUAUAGAGAGGGGAAGAUGGUGCUGGCAAAGGUUGGCUGGAGCUCUUUAGAUGGAGAGACACGAGUCACGUUGGGGAUUGAGGGGCUAGACGAAUCAAUCUCUGUGCAUGUCAAGUUGCCAGGAUGGCCUGUGAUGGUUGAGAAGAGCUCACAGAGCAUGUUAUUUACAUGGACAAGAUGUUAG
Molecule: messenger RNA, 2445 nt
Organism: Fusarium fujikuroi IMI 58289
Lineage: Eukaryota; Fungi; Ascomycota; Sordariomycetes; Hypocreales; Nectriaceae
Exons: 1
Coding region: 1-2445 (814 amino acids)
Biological process (GO): carbohydrate metabolic process
Source: RefSeq, a predicted model, not a curated record